Molecule: messenger RNA, 1557 nt
Organism: Drosophila novamexicana
Lineage: Eukaryota; Metazoa; Arthropoda; Insecta; Diptera; Drosophilidae
Product: trichohyalin
Exons: 2
Coding region: 82-1557 (491 amino acids)
Source: RefSeq, a predicted model, not a curated record
UCGAUUUGGAAUGCAAAUAUAGAGAGUUUGUGCCAGUUUAGGAGUUUGAACCAAAUCCCUGCCAAUGGGCCAGCCAGCAGGAUGACGCCCAAGAAAAAGCGACAGCGCGGCAAGAGUCGCGCCCAGGCCCAACAACAUCAACAGCUGCUGGCUGCCCUGGAGCUGACCGACAGCUGCUGCGAUAUUUGCCACUGCGACUGCUACAGUUCGCACAGCAGCAGCAAUGUGAGCGGAGGCCCACAGUCGGCAACGGAACUGCAGCAGCUGGAGCACGAGAUACACGCCUUGGAGCAACUGCAGCGCAGCGAGAGCGGCCAGCGGCGCAGGCAACGCAGCGCUUCCAAAUCCCCAACCCAGGCAAAGGCCACGCACAAUCGACGCGGCUCCGCCGAGUGCCAGACGCGCGUCUCCACAGCCUCCGCCAGAGGCAGACGCUCCAAGAGCGCGGGCAGCCAACGUAGUCAGUCCAGACAGGAUACGCCGGAGAAGCCGGACAAACAGCGAACGGGACGUGCGGGCGCGCUGCGCGAUUGCCAGAUGCUGCAGACUGUGUUUGGUUCACUCAACGCUGUCGAUGCCACGACGCUGGCCAUCAGCGGCAGCAGCAGAUCCAAGUCGAAGUCACAGGAGAACAUGGCGUUGGUGCCGCUGGCCCAGAACUUAACGCGCGGCAACUCCUUGUGCGCCUCCAUGGCCAAUCUGUGCCUGGCGCCAACGGUGCGCGCCGCCUACGCGCAGGUGCCCAGCCACGAUCAGAGGAUACUCAAUCGGAUGGCAGUGAAGCGUAGCGAGCGGGCGGCGGACAAGGAGCACGCUUGGCUGGCGCGCAAGUACUGGGAGAAUGAGCGGCUGGAGCGUCAAUUGCUCAAGUGCGAGCAGCUGGAGGAGUACAAGCGCGCCGUGCACGACAAACAGUUUCAGGACUAUCUGAUGACCAAGGCGCGCCUCCAGGCGCUGGCCGAGCGCGAUCUGGCCGAGCUGCGACGUCUGCGCGGUGCACUGGACGCCAAAGAUGCGGCGGCCAAGCAGCGUUUGGAUGCGAUGCGGCUGGAGCGUGACUUGACGCUUUGCCAGCGCCGCUAUGAGGAAUCGCGACGCAACGAGGCCGUCAAUCUGCAGCAGGAGGAGCAACAGCUGGAUGCGACACUGCGGAAGCGUGACACUUGCAUGCGGCUCACACAACGUCUGCGCCGGGCGGAUGAACUGCGCGCCCAGCUGCUGGAGGGCUAUCUGAAGCGGCUGCAGCACGACAAUCAAGUGGAGCAGCUGCAUCAUGAGGAGCACUGGCGCGAGCGCCAGCAAUUGGAACGUCUGAAGCGUGAGCAACUGCAGCAUGACAUCCAAAGGAAACGCCAGCAAUCGCAGCGCUUUGUGGACACUCGACAGCGGCGACACGAGGCACGCUUUCGCACUGCCAAGAUCUCGGCGAGCCUCAGGGAGCUCGUCCGGCAAUCCGUCACACCUGAAUCGGCUCUGGAUCAGCAUUCGAACAGCUUCUAUGCCCAGCAGCAGUCACAGCUGGGUCGCCUGCUUUUCAAGAAGGAUUUAGCUAAAUAG